AUGGCUGAUCCCAAGUAUGCUGAUUUGCCUGGAAUUGCAUAUGAUCAAGUUGAUGUGUAUGAGACAACUGAUUUACCAGAAUCUGAACAAUUUCAAAUUUAUCCAGAGGAUGAAGUUGAUUCUAUAACAAAAUUACAUAUUAGUGCCCCAGAAGCAUUUAACAAAUUUAAAGGUAAAAAUAUUCUUGGCAAGGGAAUUGAUUUUUCAGAUCGUAUAUCGCUUAAACCAAGGACAGGAUAUAAAAUUGGGGAUUGGGAACUUCCUGGAGAGGGGGAGAAGGAAACACCGAUUCAAAAAUAUCAACGUUUGCAAUGUGAGAUUAAAGAAUUAUAUGAAGAGGUCAAUGACUUAAAGGAAAAAGCAAAAGAUGAAGAUGCAAAAUCAGUAAUUGAUGUAAUUUCUCAAGUACAGCUUCUAGAAAAACAGUUAGAUUCUUUAAAAUUAGAAGAAUGUCUUGGAGCUGAUCUGAUUGCAACAUUAUCAGAUCCUCAGGGCACCAGACUCAAGCAGUUAAUAUCCCAAAUAGAAGCAUUCAAACAAACCAAUAUUCCUGUUUCUCAACCUGAUGUAAAAGAACAGAGCACAACAAAAACUGAUAAAACAGCUGAACCUGGUGUACUUAAGUAUCAAAUGAUGUAUCUGCCAGAGAAAGCAAGAAUGCAAGAAGCAGCUAGAAUUGCAUUACUUGAACAAAGACUUUGUAACUUGGAAAGUGUUAUUGGAACAACUACUGAUAAACUUUCUAAAUUUUCGCAGAAUCUCAAAUGUCAAGGUGUAAUGGAAGCUGUACAAGAACUAGGAGCAAAAGCUGCAUUAUUAGAUAUGUAUCAAUUAGAUAUCAUUGAAAGCAGAUUAGCUACUUUAAUUCAUAAAAUGGAUAAUAUUCAACAAAAAAAGGUUGCAUUGGCUCUAGAUUCAGAACAGGAACAGAAAAUUUCCGAAAUGUAUGAUAUAAUGAAACAGACGGAAACUGUAUCGCAAAUUUUACCACAAACUGUAAACCGGAUGUUGGCUUUGAACACUAUUCACCAACAGGCUGCUACUUUUAGUAAGUCUUUAACGCGUUUAGAAGAAUUGCAAUCGCAAAUUACCGCUGAUUUGGAAAGUAAUAAAUCUCUCUUAAAAGGAGUGCAAGAUAGUUUCGCAUCAAAUUUAGAGGUCAUAAGAAAUAAUAUAGAAUCUUUAGAUGAACGUAUUAAAAAACUUAGUAAGUGAUAAUUUAUAAAAUGGUAUAACAAAAAUUCAUUGCAGAUUAUGAUACUUCAACUCUAAAAGUAUAUAUUUAUUAUUAAUUAAAUUAUACACAAUUUACUAAUAUUUUUUAAAUGUAUCUUUGAAUUAUUGACCUCAUCAUGUACUGCAUUUUUAAAACCCCUAUUAUAAUUUCAUUAAGUUAUU
This is a messenger RNA of Osmia lignaria (orchard mason bee), 1398 nucleotides long. RefSeq names its product dynactin subunit 2 (gene DCTN2-p50). NCBI's taxonomy places the organism in Eukaryota, Metazoa, Arthropoda, Insecta, Hymenoptera, Megachilidae. Gene Ontology annotation, biological process: microtubule-based process. Gene Ontology annotation, cellular component: dynactin complex. The record is from RefSeq and is a predicted model, not a curated record.